This is a messenger RNA of Aspergillus tanneri, 882 nucleotides long. RefSeq lists its product as uncharacterized. The transcript has a single exon. Gene Ontology annotation, molecular function: electron-transferring-flavoprotein dehydrogenase activity; flavin adenine dinucleotide binding. The record is from RefSeq and is a predicted model, not a curated record. The coding region runs from base 1 to 882 and encodes 293 amino acids. Lineage: Eukaryota; Fungi; Ascomycota; Eurotiomycetes; Eurotiales; Aspergillaceae. Gene Ontology annotation, cellular component: cytoplasm.
AUGUCCAAACGCGUCUCCGUGAUAAUUUUAGGCGGCUCCCACGCAGGCCUCGCAGUAAGCCACAAACUCCUUCGACAAACUCCCCGAGCCGCCGUAACCCUCAUCAACCCCUCGGAUGAAUACUACUUCAACAUCGCUGCUCCCCGGUUCCUCGUCAAGCCCGAGAGCCUGCCACCAAGCAAAUAUAUCCACUCCAUCCCAGACACGUUCCGCAAAUAUCCCGCCGGCGCUUUCACCGUCAAGGGACUGGUGAUCAAGAUUGACUACUCGACCAAGUCGGUUUCAGUUGCUACGUCUGCAGGUUCGACCAAGGAUACUGCUGCUUUGUUUGUCUUUGAUUACCCCGUUAUCGCGUCCGGCAGCACGACGCCUGCGACGCUAGGACAGGCGGGUGUGAAACUCCCGUUCAAGGCGACCGCGUUCGAGGACACGAGGAACGCAAUACAUGAGGCGCAGGAGACGCUAAAAUCCGCUAGGAGGACUGUUAUCGGUGGCGCGGGCCCCCUGGGAGUCGAAAUUGCCGGGGAACUGGUUGAAGCUGCAGGAUCGAAGAAGGUUACUUUGGUGUCUCGGACAAAGGUGUUCCUGGACGGGGCGACUGAGCCUGUUCAGAAAACGGUGCUAUCACUUCUACGGCGGAUGGAUAUCAAUGUCUUGACAAAGGUCACAGUUAACAACGCGCAGUACGAAACGGACACACAGACUUGGAAGGUUAAGCUGUCUACUAGGCGGAUAGUUACUGCAGAUGCAUACAUUGCUAUUACAGGCACCAUUCCGAAUAACGAGUUCAUCCCAAAAAGCUUGUUAAAUUCCGAGGGCUGGGUAAAUGUCGAUAGACAGCUUAGAGUUAUGGAAGACGGUGCCCUAGCUUUAAUUAGAUAA